Arthroderma uncinatum is the source of this 4713-nucleotide messenger RNA. RefSeq lists its product as uncharacterized. Gene Ontology annotation, molecular function: mannose-ethanolamine phosphotransferase activity; protein binding. Gene Ontology annotation, cellular component: endoplasmic reticulum membrane. The record is from RefSeq and is a predicted model, not a curated record. Gene Ontology annotation, biological process: GPI anchor biosynthetic process. The transcript is spliced from 8 exons. Bases 1 to 4713 code for a protein of 1570 amino acids. NCBI's taxonomy places the organism in Eukaryota, Fungi, Ascomycota, Eurotiomycetes, Onygenales, Arthrodermataceae.
AUGGCAAAGCGCAAGGCCGAGUCGAAGCUCUCGUCCCUGGUGAACGACAUAGAUGACGAUGACGCUCUCGGUCGCGUCAACGAGCCGGACGACGCAAGUAUAGAGCCUCCGCCAGCCAAACGACAGAAAGGCCGGCCAAAGGCCGCGGCGACCAAGGCUGCGGCAGAGAAACCGGCAAGGAAGACGCGCUCGAAGGUAGUGGUAGGCCCAAAGAAGCGCGCGCCGGCGACUGGGCGAGGGAAGGCGGCAAAGGUGGUUGAGGAGGAACCUAGGAAGGAUGCGGAUGAUAUGGAAGAAGAACAAGAGAGGAUGUCGGAAGAUGAGCUUGACUCGCCGGAGAUCGUUCAACGUCAAGAGACUCGAGGAGGGGCUAAGUCUCGAGGAGGAACAAAGGCAGCGGAGACCGUGAAGGAUGGCGAGUUCGAGUAUACGCCCACAAACGCCAAAACGAGGACUACACGAACGCGGACGCAGACGGGAAAGCAGACGGCAAAGCCGGCAGCGAAGGAACCCUCACCACCGAUAGAGAAGACGCCGGAAGUUGUGAAGAGUGCAAUCAGAGGCAGCACUUCCAUCACCCAGGUAGACACACGAUUCACGCCGUUGACAGUACGAUGGGCGUCACCUUCAAAGAGCUCCAUGUCACAGCAGCGGACGCCUCGAGCCUCUGGGAUAAAACCAUGGGGCAGUCCUACGAAAGCUCACGAGACGGGGGAUGGUGAAGUUGCCCUCCGGUUGAAGCUGGGCGACAUGACGAAGAAGUACGAGAAUAUGGAAGGGAAAUACCGUGCAUUGAGAGAGAUUGGGAUAGUCGAGGCCAAUUCCAGUUUAGAGAAGAUACGGAAGCAGCACGAGGAGACAACAGCUGCGUCCAAACAACUGAUCGCAUCCCUCAAGAGCGAACUCUCGAAACAAUCAAAUGUGUCCAAACAGACCCGAGAUCUUCAGAAGCAGGUCGAGUCGCGAAACGAGGAAGUCUUGCAGCUUCGACAGCAGCUUGAAGAGAUGAAGUCCGGCCUCAACAAGGCUCAAACGGAAGCCAAGUCGCUACAGACCAAAUUGACAGCUGCUAGAAAUGCCACUGCUACUGCCGAGAAGGCUGCGGCGGCGGCAACGGCAGCGGCAGCAGCAAGAGGUCCAGUCGUUAGACCAGGAGCUGCAUCGAGAGACGCGGUCAACGGAGCCAUGGAGUCAGCACAGCUAGCUCAGCUCAAGGAAGACCUCUACAGCGACCUCACUGGCCUGAUCAUCCGAGACGUGAAGAAGCGAGAGUCAGAUCAUCUGUAUGACUGCAUACAGACAGGUCUCAAUGGAAUAGCCCUCCAUUUCAAGCUCGGUGUCAACCACAACAUGGAUAACAGGUCAACUGCCAGCCUGGAAGCGGCGGAGUUUCACUACAUCCCCUUGCUGGACGAGAACAGGGACCGCGAGCUGCUGGAGAUUCUGCCCGACUAUCUGUGUGUGGACAUCACCUUCUCGCGACAGCAUGCGGCGGUCUUCUAUAGCCGCGUUGUAGAUAGGCUAACGAAGAAACAAGCGGACCAGUCAUACUCGCCCUCCCGCCCUCUUGCGCCCUUCUCUAAACCUCCUCCAACUUUCCCUGAACGCGCAGACGAUGGACUCGAGCCUCCGUCCGUCUUCAUAGCCUGCUCGACCAGGCCUCACACUUCGCUGCGAUCUCCAUCUGCACAUCCUCGCUGCCUAUCUCACGCCGCCAACAUGUCUCGCACAGGGUUGUUCCUGGCCCUGGCGGUGCUCUUCCACCUCAUAUACACCUACUCGAUCUUCGACAUCUACUUUGUCAGCCCAAUUGUCAGUGGCAUGCGAGAGUAUGGCGUCGAACGCGCACCCGGAACCAAGGCACCAGCCAAACGACUCGUCCUGUUCGUCGGCGACGGCCUGCGUGCGGACAAGGCAUUCCAGUACUUCCCUGACCCCUCGCCGCCAAAGACGGACUGUUCAGGGGAAGGGAAAGGUAGUGCAGCUUGUCCAGAGCCAGAUAUGACGCCCAAACCACUUGCGCCGUUCCUCCGUUCACGCGUGCUGGAACACGGUACCUUUGGAGUAUCGCAUACUAGAGUGCCGACGGAGUCAAGACCAGGCCAUGUUGCGUUGAUUGCAGGCUUAUAUGAGGACGUCUCGGCCGUGACGACAGGAUGGAAGCUGAAUCCAGUCAAUUUCGACAGCGUGUUCAAUCGAAGCAGACAUACUUGGAGCUGGGGAAGUCCGGACAUCCUGCCCAUGUUCAAAGAAGGCGCGGUUCCAGGACGGAUAUCCGUUGACAUGUACAGCGAGGAAGCAGAGGACUUUACUCAGGAUGCUACAUUCCUGGACGUAUGGGUUUUUGACCGUGUCAAGGAGCUGUUUGCCGCUGCGAGGGAGGACAAGGUACUAGACGCGCAGCUGAGAGACGACAAGGUCGUGUUCUUCUUACAUUUGCUUGGUCUGGACACGACCGGCCAUUCUUACCGGCCUUAUUCGAAAGAAUACUUGCAUAACAUCAAGAUCGUCGAUGAAGGCGUACGUGAGACUACGGAGCUGGUAGAGGACUUCUACGGUGACCAGGAAACGGCCUUUGUCUUUACCGCAGACCACGGUAUGAGCGACUGGGGCAGCCAUGGAGAUGGUCAUCCAGAUAACACACGCACUCCUCUCAUUGCCUGGGGCUCCGGCGUGGCCGAACCGGUGAAGACCCAGGGGGGCAUUGCGCCUGGACACGAGGAUGGCUUCUCCCUAGACUGGCAUCUGGAUAAUAUUAAGAGACACGACGUUGCUCAGGCCGACGUGGCCGCCCUCAUGGCAUAUCUUGUUGGCCUGGACUUCCCCGUUAACUCUGUCGGUGAACUCCCUCUCUCCUACCUGGACGCAACUCCACAGGAAAAGGCAAAGGCUGCAUUGGCCAAUACCCUGGGUGUGCUGGAAAUGUUCCGUGUUAAAGAAGAGCAGAAGAGGGCAACUACUCUUCGAUUCCAGGGAUACGCCCCCUUUACGCAACCCCAGCGCUCACCGGAGGCUCAAUUGGCCGCCAUCCGCAAGCUGAUUUCCACUGGCAAAUAUGAGCAGUCCAUCCUCCAAUCGAGGAGUCUCUUCCAGGAUGCGCUAGAAGGUCUACGUUACUUGCAGACAUACGACUGGCUCUUCCUUCGUGCCAUUGUCACGGCGGGAUACUUGGGUUGGAUCGCAUAUGCCCUGGUCACAGCCAUAGAUCUGCAUGUCUUGCCGGUGUCCACGGAACCAGAUCGGUCGAUCCCCAGCUUCACCUUCUUUUCAUCGGUGCUUAUGGUGCUUUAUUCCGUUCUAUGGGUUCAGCAGUCGACAUGGCGGUACUAUGCCUAUGCUAUCUUUCCAGUUCUGUUCUGGGAAGAGGUCUUCGCUCGACGGGCCGCCCUCGGUGCUGGGCGAAAGAUACUCCUAGGCCAUAUUAAAUCAUUCACAGGCUAUGCUGCACUUUUAUUGCAAUCUCUAGUCUAUAUCGGAGUGUUACAAGGACUCGUUCAAUCGUAUUUCCACCGAGAAAUAUACACUGGCUGCUACCUACUAGCUGCACUAUGGCCGGCCCUGUAUGGGCUUGACUUCAUCAGCAAGCAUAAAUUUCUUUCAACAUCGUGGGCUAUCGGCUGUGUUUUGAUGAGCACAUUUACUCUCCUGCCCGUAGGAAAGGAGGAUAGCGCAGAUACUGUUACCUACGGUGGCAUCCUUAUGUUUAUGACCGGCAUGCUCUACUUGAUAUUCGAAGAGUCUAUCUUGUCUAUCUCAAAGGUGAAAACUUCAACCGGAAGCACCUUCAACAUCGGGUCCAGGAUUAUCAUGGGAGCUCAGAUUGGGAUCAUUCUCCUGUCCAUCAUCGUCACUCGUUCCAGCAUUGCAUCGCUGCAAGCAAGGGCAGGGCUGCCUCUUGGUAACCAAGUCACCGGCUGGAUCGUGAUGGUAUCAUCAUUCGCAUUGCCAGUGCUACAUAGGUUCUUCCCAACGGGACACUACCUCCAUCGCCUGAUCAUCAUCUUCCUCACCUUUGCACCAACCUUCAUCAUCCUCACCAUCUCCUACGAAGGCCUUUUCUACGUCGUAUACUUCGCCACUCUCGUCAACUGGGUAAGACUCGAGCAUAGCAUCUACAAAUACACCUCACCACCAAAAUCCAAACCCACAAUCUCUCGAGAGGACACUCCUCGAGCCAUACCCAGAACCCCCGUGACAUCUCGCACUACCUACCGCGCUCUAAACCUCUCCGACGCACGCAUUGCCCUCUUCUUCAUCUUCCUCCUUCAAUCCGGCUUCUUUAGCACCGGUAACAUCGCCAGCGUCUCCUCCUUCUCCCUCGACAGCGUCUACCGCCUUAUCCCCGUCUUCAACCCCUUCGCACAGGCUUCUCUAUUGAUUCUCAAAAUCCUCGUCCCCUUCGCCCUACUUAGUGCGACGUUCGGUAUUCUUAACCGCAGACUGAGAGUGGCUCCCUCUGCGAUAUUCAUGAUCGUCAUGUGCAUCAGUGACGUGAUGACGUUGAACUUCUUCUACAUGGUUCGCGACGAAGGGAGCUGGCUUGACAUCGGCACCACGAUCAGCCACUUCUGCAUUUCCAGCGGGCUGUGCGUGUUUGUGGCUAUCAUCGAGUUCUUGAGCGAUGCAUUUAUUUCUGGUGUCGACUUUGGUGAUUCCAGCGUCCAGGAGGGACAUCCUGGUUUUGAAGAGGAAAAGCGCGCUGUCUCUGACUAG